AUGAUUACAAAAAACAAGAAACAUAAGGAGGAGGAGGAGAAGAAGAAUGGGAAGAACAACAUGGAGAGUGAUUAUGAAUCGAAUGAUUUCCCAAACGCUGGUCGGGUUCUAUCACACAAGUCAGACGUUAUAGUUCAUGUUUUUGGCAAGGGAAAAUGGAGGCAUCUUGCAAUUGAAAAUGGGAUUUCAAGAAACGGGUAUGUGGAUUCCGUUGAAAAGGAAGAUAUGUUUUUGGGUAGUGAUGGCCAACCGAAGCUCUCUGUGUCCCUUGCUCGGUAG
Messenger RNA from Dovyalis caffra, 279 nucleotides. NCBI's taxonomy places the organism in Eukaryota, Viridiplantae, Streptophyta, Magnoliopsida, Malpighiales, Salicaceae. The record is from the annotation of a GenBank genome assembly.